UGAUUAUAUUAUUUGUUAGAAGAGUUUUAUCUCUUGGAGUAACUUAUCUAAUUCGAAUCUAAAUUAGUUAAAAUCUUGUUUCCGAAUGUCAUCAAUAUGUCAACUUGCGAUUACGUACGUAUGAUUGUAUUAUGGUGGUGUUACAUAACAAAAAAAAAAAGAGUAUCAUUGUACCAAAACCAAAAUACCAAUAUGAGGUGGAAUAGUUGGUUCAUUCAUUUGAAGAGGAUGAGCUAGAAGCGCACAAACCAGCUUUGAAUAACGACCUCUUUUCUUUAUCCCCGUUGAAGACACCAAAAGGAAAAACUUUCAGAACUGUAGAAACACAAAAAAAAAAAUGUCUUCAGCUUCCACUUCUUCUGUUUUCAUCUCAUCUUCGAAUGCAAUCACAACUCAAACUCACAAUCAUCAUCUUACAAACGUUCUUAAUCUUUCAUUCCCGAGACCCAAGCUAGUGGCUGCUCGAUGCUUUUGUGGCUUCACUCCCAGGUCCUCCUCUCCGACCCUUUUCAAGAAACUCAACAGGGUUUUCUGCAGCACCCUUCCUUCUGUCUCCACGAACACGACCCAUUAUGAGUUUUCUGAUGGUGGCUCUGAGGUGGAGUUACGGUUAAAACUUGGGGAUGUAGAUAUUACUUCCAGAGAUGUAAUUGUGGACCCAAAGGAUGAUUCUCUAGCAAUCAAAGUACAGCUUGAUGGAUCUCUUCGAACUCUAAUGGAAACUAGUGUUCUCUAUGAGAAGAUCAAGCCAGCUGAAACAAUAUGGUACUUGCAUUCCAUAAAACUUGUUGCAGAAGUAACUUUAAUGCAGUGUUCAAUAGAAUGCAGUUUAACAUUAACCUGCAGGUACCUGGAUGAUGAUGAAUUGGUCGUUAACUUGAAGAAGCAAGACGGGGAAUUAUAUUGGCCUGACAUUGUUGAGUCCUGGGAGUCACUUACUGUGGGAGUUACACAACUUCUGAAAGGAACAUCUGUCUACCUGGUUGGAGAAUCAACUGAGAUAAACCAGAAGAUUUCUCGAGAGCUAGCAGUUGGCUUAGGGUAUACACCACUAGAUACAAAAGAGCUAAUGGAAGCAUUUACCAAGCAAACUAUAGAUUCAUGGGAAUCCACACAGGGCUCUGAUGCUGUGGCUGAAGUAGAAAGUGCUAUACUUGAGAACCUGAGCUGUCAUGCACGGACAGUUGUUGCAACAGUAGGAGGCAGACACGGUGCAGCUAGUAGAACUGAUAAUUGGAGGCACCUGUUUGCUGGAUUUACCGUUUGGUUGUCGCAAUCUGAAGCGACAGAUGAAGUUUCAGCCAGAGAUGAGGCAAAGAGGCACUUCCAAGAUGGUACUCGAGGCUAUUCUAAUGCAGAAGUGGUAGUCAAACUUGGAGGUUGGGAUACCAACUACUCAAAAACUGUAGCCCAGGCCACACUGAGCGCCCUUAAACGCUUAAUUCUGUCAGAUAAAGAACUUCCAGGUAAAAAGAGUUUGUAUGUUAGGUUAGGUUGUCGGGGAGACUGGCCAGAUAUUAAACCUCCUGGGUAUGACCCAUCAACAGCAAAUGAUGCAUAACCACUUCAACUGUAUGUAGUUCAUGGUAGACUGAAAGCCCCAACUGGACCAUCUGAAACCAAUUAUCCAACUUCUCUUAUGCCCCCUUUUACCUGUAUCUCUUAUGCCUUAGAAUGUUCAUAUAUCACAUAGAAAAUCAGAUGUUGUUUACUUGUAAAUUGUCGCAGAACCGAGUUGGUGAUUGGACUAUUGGGUUUUUCUUUCACGCUCAACCAAUGUUUUUAAGUCUCCACUUUGAUUUUUGUUUUCUAAUGAAAUUCUCACGUCUGAGAAUCAUGCUGUGGCAUGUCAUAUUAC
Messenger RNA from Oldenlandia corymbosa var. corymbosa, 1858 nucleotides. Lineage: Eukaryota; Viridiplantae; Streptophyta; Magnoliopsida; Gentianales; Rubiaceae. The record is from the annotation of a GenBank genome assembly.